CGGGGUCCCGUUAAGUCCGCGGGAGGCGCGAUGGCCGCGCGCGCGCUGAGGCUGCUGGCCACGCUGCUGGCCGUGACCGCCGCGGCCGCGCAGGCGGAGGCGGAGGCCGAGGCGGGCUGGGAGCUGGGGGCGCCCGAUCUGCUCUUCACCGAGGGCACCGCGGCCUACGCGCGCGGGGACUGGGCGGGCGUGGUGCUGGGCAUGGAGCGCGCGCUGCGCUCGCGGGCCGCCCUGCGCGCCCUCCGCCGGCGCUGCCGUGGCCGCUGCGCCGCCGAGCUGCCGUGGGAGCCGGCGCCCGAGCCGCCGCCGCCGCCGCCGCCCCCCGGGCCGGCCGCGGGCGCCGCCGCCCUGCUGGACCUGCGCUUCUUCGGGCGCCUGCUGCGCCGCGCCGCCUGCCUGCGCCGCUGCCUGGGGCCGCCGGCCGCGCACGCGCUCGGCGAGGAGCUGGAGCUGGAGUUCCGCAAGCGCAGCCCCUACAACUACCUGCAGGUCGCCUACUUCAAGAUAAACAAGCUGGAGAAAGCAGUGGCCGCCGCCCACACCUUCUUCGUGGGGAAUCCGGAGCAUGAGGAGAUGCGCCAGAACCUGGACUACUACCAGAGGAUGUCCGGGGUGAAGGAGGAAGACUUCAGGGACCUGGAGGCCAAGCCCCACAUGCAGGAGUUCCGGCUGGGCGUGCGGCUCUACUCGGAGGAGCAGCCGGGGGAGGCAUUGCCGCACCUGGAGUCGGCGCUGCGAGAGUACUUCCUGGCAGACGAGGAGUGCCGCGCCCUGUGCGAGGGGCCCUACGACUACGACGGCUACAACUACCUCGAGUACAGGGCCGACCUGCUGCAGGCCAUCACGGAUCAUUACGUGCAGGUGCUCAGCUGUAAGCAGGGCUGUGUCACCGAGCUUGCCUCCCACCCAAGCCGCGAGAAGCCCUUCGAAGACUUCCUGCCAUCGCAUUAUAAUUACCUGCAGUUUGCUUACUAUAACAUUGGCAAUUACACGCAAGCUAUCGAGUGUGCCAAGACCUACCUUCUCUUCUUCCCCGACGAUGAGGUGAUGAACCAGAAUCUGGCUUACUACACAGCCGCCCUGGGGGAAGAAGAGGCUGCAUCCAUCAGCCCCCGUGAGAGUGCCCGGGAGUACCGCCAGCGGAGCCUGCUGGAGAAGGGGCUGCUCUUCUUCGCUUAUGACGCCUUCGGGAUUCCCUUUGUGGAUCCGGAUUCAUGGACCCCCGAAGAGGUGAUUCCCAAGAGGUUGCGAGAGAAACAGAAGUCGGAGCGGGAGACCGCCGUCCGCAUCUCCCAGGAGAUCGGCCAGCUCAUGAAGGAGAUCGAGACCCUCGUGGAGGAGAAGACCAAGGAGUCUCUGGACGUGAGCAGGCUGACUCGGGAAGGCGGCCCCCUGCUCUACGAGGGCAUCCGGCUGGCCAUGAACUCCAGGGUCCUGAACGGCUCCCAAAGGGUGGUGAUGGACGGCGUCCUCUCCGACGACGAGUGCCGGGAGCUGCAGAGACUCACCAAUGCAGCAGCAACCUCAGGAGACGGCUACCGGGGCCAGACCUCCCCCCACACCCCCAACGAGAAGUUCUACGGUGUCACCGUCUUCAAGGCCCUCACGCUGGGCCAGGAAGGGAAAGUGCCACUGCAGAGCGCCCACCUGUACUACAACGUGACGGAGAAGGUGCGGCGGGUCAUGGAGUCCUACUUCCGCCUGGACACCCCCCUCUACUUCUCCUACUCCCACCUGGUGUGCCGCACAGCCAUCGAAGAGGCCCAGGCCGAGAGGAAGGACAGCAGCCACCCCGUCCACGUGGACAACUGCAUCCUGAACGCUGAGACCCUCGAGUGCACCAAGGAGCCCCCCGCCUACACCGCCCGUGACUACAGUGCCAUCCUCUAUCUGAACGGAGACUUUGAUGGGGGCAACUUCUACUUCACCGAGCUGGAUGCCAAGACAGUGACGGCAGAGGUGCGGCCACAGUGCGGGAGGACGGUGGGCUUCUCGUCCGGCUCUGAGAACCCGCAUGGUGUGAAGGCGGUCACCAGGGGGCAGCGCUGUGCCAUCGCCCUCUGGUUCACCCUGGACGCGCGGCACAGUGAGCGGGACAGAGUUCAGGCCGAUGACCUGGUGAAGAUGCUCUUCAGCCCCGAGGAGCUGGACCUCCCCCCGGAGCAGCCCCCCGAAGCACAGCAGGACCCCCCGCCGUCUACAGAGGUGUCGAAGGAUGAGCUCUGACAGCAUCCUGCUGCCUGCGACAGACUCUCCGACCCCUCGGCUCCACUGUGGGGACCCCAUGGCACAGCCGGUGGCCCCCCAGACUGUGGAGCUGGCCCCAGAGAGCAGCACCGCCUGCAGGGAGCCCCUGCUACCUGGCCCUGGGGUGCCCCACGCACAGCCGCCUGCCCGGUGCCCGCUGCAUGGGGAGUGGACAUGGUGGUCAGCCACUCCCUGGACCUCGUGGGGAGGGGGCCUGGCGGGAGGUGCUCUGGG
Sorex fumeus (smoky shrew) is the source of this 2481-nucleotide messenger RNA. RefSeq names its product prolyl 3-hydroxylase 1 (gene P3H1). Bases 31 to 2226 code for a protein of 731 amino acids. Gene Ontology annotation, molecular function: procollagen-proline 3-dioxygenase activity; L-ascorbic acid binding; iron ion binding. The transcript has 15 exons. NCBI's taxonomy places the organism in Eukaryota, Metazoa, Chordata, Mammalia, Eulipotyphla, Soricidae. Gene Ontology annotation, biological process: collagen metabolic process. The record is from RefSeq and is a predicted model, not a curated record. Gene Ontology annotation, cellular component: endoplasmic reticulum.